UGACGUGAAGGCGGGAGAUGCUCCCGCUGUGGCGGCUGUUGCCGGGCAGCGGCGCGGCCUAAAGGGAAGCGCUGAGGGGGAGCCAUGCAGAACAGGAGGCAGCGGGGAUCGGCCGCAAACACGGGGGGAACCCGGCGGCGUCGAGCUCCCACUGACAUCCCCGCAUCCACCAGCCUGCCGCCUCUAGUGGAGGGUCCUCCUCGCUGCGUCCUGUGCUGCACCGUGGGUAGAAUCGUGUGGACGGCCUCCAAACCGCCCUCUACCACCGUCCUCGUCCGCUUGAGGUGGUGGGGUGAGACUUCGGACGGUACCGUGUUCCAGCCCACCACGAAGCCGGGGCAGGCGGAGGCCAGCAGCCGAUAUGAUGUGCGGUGUGGGCCUCGGCAGCUUGCGGCCUAUCUCACAGAUAUGGGCAUGCUUGUCCUGGAGGUCCUGACCAAACCUGACCGUCUUCCAGUUGGCAGAGUGCAGAUCACCGAAUUGUCCCAGCUUUCUCCCAGCCAUCCCAUCAGUGGGUUUUUCACCAUCGUUUCACCAACAGCUGAUAAGCUGGGAGAGCUCCAGGUUUCACUUGUUCUCGAGCCUCUAUCAGACACCUACAAAGCCAGCAGCUCUGAACCAACCGCAGCUGCAAGUUCAGAUAUGGCUCCUGUUCCAUCACAGCGAGUGCAGAUUACUCCUCCUGGCCAAGAACCUGUUAACAAAAGCAGGGUCACAGCUCCCAGCUGGGGAAAGGACCAUUCAUUCUUUCAAGAGGACUCUGAGAACAUAAAGAACGUUUCCUCUGCUUCCCAGCACCGCCUCAUUUUACCAGAUGAACAUUUAAAAGUGAAUCCUUCGAGUCAGCAGUCAGUGUCAUUUCCCAGCAGUGCCCAUCCUGAAGCUCCCCUCGGAACCAACACGCACGCGUUCUCUUUGCACAACCCAAAUACAAAAGACCUGCUUUCAGCUCUUUUGGAUCAAGGCAAUAAACUCCGUGAUGCCAUGGCUGCUUCUGUGAUGAAAUCCAGCCCAGACAUGGAGAUUGAACUGAAUCAAGUGCCUUCUUUUGUAAAGCCAGAUGGUUUCACAACAGCAGUGAAGAGCCCAAAAGGCUUGAACUCAAAUAUUAUGCCUGCUCUCGAGGAUCCCCAUCUCUUCACAUCGGAAGUCACAGGUCAGCAUUUAGACCUCAACUCUGAGGAGAGAGCAAUACAGUUACUGUUGGGCAGUGCUGAUUUAUCUCCUGUGCGUUUCUGGGAUCAGCCGAGUUCCCUUCUGGAUUCUCUCUAUAUUGGGAGUGAGGUGUAUGACAGUGAGCUCAAUGAUCCCCACUACGACCAGAGUCUGCUAGAAAGUCUUUUUUACACAACACCUAAGUCGGAUUCUAGUUUAAGUGAUUUCCUCAGUGAUGAAGAUGUUAACCCUUCCAAGAAAGUAAGCAAAACAAAAACUGUGAAGAAAGCUGAUGCUGUGAAUGCACAGAAGGAUUCCACUGCCACAGAUCAGGAUCAGAAGGUGAAAGAAAUUAAACCCAGCUGCUCUCCUACCAGACAACUUGCUCCUCCAGAUCUUAAUACAGAAGAAGCUCCUGUUACAUCCUUGAGUGCAGACAGGUUGGCUUUGCUGGGGAGAAUGCACUUGGCCAGAGUCAUCAUUGAGAGCCUGAGAAUCCCUCUUGAGAGCAGCCAGAUUGCACCAAGAAAGAAAGGUUUUAUGGGGAAGCCUCCAAGGCCUGUUCCAGUUAAUAAGUGUACCUUCUUCGUGGAGUACCACUUUCCUGUGGGAGCCUCCAAGAAUGAAAAAGGCCAAGUCUCAUUAACGACAGAAUUAACUCGGAUAGCUUCAAGUAAAAUCACAGAUGGUGUGGUGAAAUUCCAGCAGCGAUUUGUGUUCCCUGUUCGUUUUGGUGGAACGAUGAUAGAGCACUGGUGGAGCUCUGACCUUGCUUUUAAAAUCUACAUGCGAAAAAGCACACAAAGAAAGCCCGUGGCCAUUGGCUCAGCAGUGCUUCAGCUGUGCAAGGUCAUUCAGUCAGAACUCCUCGCUUUCAACUGUGAAAUACCUGUAGAAAAAGAGGGAGAUCAGAUACAAGUUGGACCACUGAAGUUAUCAGUAGAGCUUGCAGCUGACAACAAGGACUUCACCUGCACCACCGCCAGGAGCUCAGUGGCUGUGCAGCAGCAAGUCCAACCUCAUGCCAUAAGAAGCCCUCGGAUGGAACUUUGGGAACCCAACAGGAACAGUGUAAAUGCAGAAAGCUGCUUGAAAUAUAGCAACCACGUGGACUCAGGAACAGCCUGCACAGAUGUUGUGCAGCCACCACAGUCUAUUUCAACCCCUGUGGCUCGUAAUCUGAUGACACAAUUGCCUGCAGCUGAAGAUUGUGGGUUAUUACUGCAUGUGCUGCUGAUGGUGCCUGAUGGAAAGGAUUUUGUUGCUGAAAACAGCGGACUCUGCACUUCUUGUAACGUGUAUUUAAACUGCAAGCUGCUCAACACAGAGGAGGCAACAAGAUCUGCAGUCGUAUGGGGUGCAACGCAGCCUACCUUUAAUUUUUCUCAGGUGAUGCCUUUUUCCCUGACAUCCAAACACUUGGAGCGACUGAAGAACAACAUCAUGGUUAUUGAAGCGUGGCACAAGAUGGGAAACCCUGGCAAUGACAGGCUGCUGGGGUUGGUGAAACUGCCUCUGCAUCAGUUUUACAUCUCAUUCAAAGAUCCAAAGAUUUCCCACCUGCUGCUUCAGGCUCACUAUCCAGUGGUUGCUGUGGACAGCUACAUGCCUGUGAUAGACGUCUUUACGGGCAGUAAAAGUGGAAGCCUGAGGGUCAUUCUGGCAAUGGGCUCCGCUGAUCAGAUUGUGGCAUUGCAAAGGCUGAAGAAUGAAGAAGGAAUGGAUCCUCCCAUCACCCCACGCCCUGCUCACUUCCUGGACGCCCCUCCUACAAAGCUGACAACGCAGUUGGAGAGAGAAGGGGAAGAACUGAUGGAGCAUGUCUUUGAGAUUCAUGUGGAGAGUGUGAAAGGACUCACACCCCUACAGUCCACAGUGUGGGGGGAGGCUGACUGCUACGUUCAGUACUAUUUCCCAGUGCAAGAGUCUGGAUCUGGUGCGUUGCCAGGUGUUGAACGGCACACGGAUGGCAUCAAGUUGAAGCCUUUUCGCACAGCAACCACUUUAUGUGUUCCUGAUCCUGUCUUUAAUGAUGAGCAUCAUCAUUCACUAUUGGUUCCAGCUGAUGUUCCCGUUCAGAGGCUUCUGGUCAGUUCAUUUGUGGCACCAGGAGCAGUUGGAGGAGGAAUCCAGUUUGAAGUCUGGUGCAGGUAUUAUUACCCAAAUGUCAGAGACCAGAUGGUUGCCAAAGGGACCUUGCCUUUGUCACGGCUGUGUGCCAUGAUAACCAUGCAGCAUCGUGAAGAAAUAGGAAUACAGACUUUUAAUCUUCCAUUGGUCCCCAGGACUGAUUCCUCAGAAGAAUUUCACCUGCGUUCUUCAGGCUUGCUUGAUGUGAGCGUGAGAUACCAGCGUUCUGUGAUAACAGCAGGAAGAACUGCUCAAACUGCUUCUCUUUCUGUACAAAUACACAGAGCAGCAGGUUUGCAAGCAGCAGCCAGAGCUGUGGCAGAAAAGAACCCUUCGGUCCAGUACUAUGCAGGUGUUGGAGUUAAUGCUUACGUUUCUGUGCACCUCUCCUUCCUACCUGAGACAGAGAGGCACAUCACACGAGCUGUGGCUCGCAGCUUCUGCCCAGAGUUUGAGCACCAUGUGGAGAUCCCUUGUAAUCUCAUCAUUCAGAAAAGCAGCGGAGAAGCCUCUUGUCUGGGGGAGCUCCUGCAGUCUGCCAGCAUCACCUUCUCUGUCUACCAUCAGAGCGUCAAGUCGGCCACCGAUGCACUGGCAGCUCGAACCUCAAGAGAUUAUCUUCUUGGGACAGUUACAAUUCCAACCAGGGACCUGCUGAGAAGACAAUCAGGUAUUACGGGCUGGUACCCAGUUACCCUCUCUGAAGAUGUAACGCCUUCACACCGCACAAACAUCAUGCAAACUGUUGUGGGAGGACUGGAACUUUCUGUUACGUUUGCUGAUCACAAUGACAGAGAGCGUGUCUUGGAGGCUGCUCACCUUUUGGGAUGGAACGGUGAGGAAAGCCUUGAAGACAGCAUGGAUGAGAGCGAUGAAUGGGAGCCUCAUGACAGUCCAGUGGUUGUGACCAUUUCAACCCCAAGAGUGUGGCUGCCAUUACACUGUGUGCUGCUUGCAGGCGAGAUGCACAUGAGUAAAAGCACUUGCUGCUACCUCAGGUAUAAGCUGUAUGAUCAGGAAGCCACGUGGACUUUGCUUAAGAGGCCAAAAUUGUGUGAAGACAACAAGAAUGUUACAGUGAACUUUAAGAAAGGCCACAAGGUGACUCUCAGGAAGAGCCGAGGGCUGAUUUGGUUCUUCAGGGAGGAGAAAUUAGAAAUCCAGGUGUGGUGGGCAUAUGGCAAAGAAAAUGGUGUGGAAAGGCCGCUUGAUACAGAUCGUCUCAUUGGAUCUGCAUACGUUGACCUCAGAGCAUUAGCAGGGAGAUCAAGGAGAACACUGAGUGUUGGUGGGGUGUACCCGUUGUUCAGAUGCAACGCUGCAGACCUCACAGGGGCUGCUGUACGUGUUCACAUUGCCCUUUCCUCUACUUCUUCUACCCCGACCCUCACACCUCACUGUAUGAUGGAGGAGCACAGCAACAGUGAAGAUGAAAGCACAGAGAAAGCGCCUGACCCGAGCCAGCAGCUCUCUGAAAAUCAGGAUCAGAACCUGGAUGUCAGAAGCUCAGAAAUCACCAAUGGGAAACCACAGGAAGAUGACGUGGUGUUUCUGGAAAGCACCAUUGCUGUCAGCAUCCUUGUGGAAAGAGCGAUGCAUCUCAGUUUAAAAGGGAGCCCUCUGACAGAACGGGAAGUAGCAGCACCCAGUAGUUGUGUGUCAUUUGCUGUUGCUGGUGCAGAUGCUCCAAUAACCACUCCAGUAAUAGAAAACACCGAGUCACCUGUCUGGGAUUUCCAGCAACAAGCAAGAUUACCCAAAGAACUUCUGCUGGAUCCGCAGCAAACCUUGGUCUUCAAAGUGUGGCAUAAAGCAGAAUCAGAACGGGUGAUAGGAUUUGCAUCAGUGGACCUUUCUCCUCUUCUCUCUGGCUUCCAGCUGGUGUGCGGGUGGUACAACAUCACCGACUUCAGUGGGCAGUGCCGAGGUCAGAUCAAAGUAGCAGUCUCUCCCCUUCAGAGUAUAAAUAAUCUCAAAGAAGAAAGGCAGGCGAGGAUCCGCACCCAGACUCCAAGCUCUGCAGUGAAGGCCAUCUUUCCAGCACUUCCCAGUAAUGUUCCAAGCUUUUCCAAGCCUGUGUUGCCAAAGGAAAUUGGAAGUUCUUCUCAAGAACUGCCUGUUCGCAGCAGAACUAGUCCGUGUAAGGCUCACACACCUCGUCAUGAGGAGCACAUGCAGAACGUGCGCAGGUUCCAUGAAUCCUUGCAGCAAGCAGAAGGAAAUGCACAACGGGCAGCCAGGAUGGAUUCGCUGUCCCUGUCAUCACGUGCUUCUCUUCUGACUGCUCUCAGAAAAAACUUGAGUGAGCUGGAUGAGGUUCAAAGAUACUUCAGCCAGAAGCUGACCAGGUCUCUUCCUGACUUCAGUGAUGGUAACAGAUCCCAGCCAAGUCACGGAGAGCAGGAGAGUGAUCAUCAAGGCUUAGGAGCAGAGAAGUGGACUCACCGAUGCCAUCUUUUGAGAAAAUCGAGUCAGCUGGUGUCCCAGGUCAGCAGCCUCAUCAGUGGUAAGUUGUGGCUUGGUCUGGGGCUUUUGGUCAGGAGCUGCCUUGAAGCAUCUUCAGAUUCCUCAAGUAGUGGAGACCAAUUGCUGGUGUUGGUGGUCAGCAUGUGUUGAUCCACUGGGAGAAAGCUGCAGAGAGAUUUUCAAACUUCUGCCAAUAAUUAUAGCAUUGAGUUGCAGUAUUCAGAUGAGAUGGGAGUUAAGGCCUAACUUCCACUUAAAUUUCAGUGUCCAAUAGAAAAAGGGCUUAAUUUUGUUUUAGCUUAUCUUUUCAAACCACUGUGAUUUUCUCACAGCACUUGGAAUAGCAAAAUGACUAGGAAUUGAAAUGCUGUGCAG
Molecule: messenger RNA, 6126 nt
Organism: Coturnix japonica (Japanese quail)
Lineage: Eukaryota; Metazoa; Chordata; Aves; Galliformes; Phasianidae
Source: RefSeq, a predicted model, not a curated record